AUGGAUGACUCAUCUCAGAGGUGUGACGGCCAGUCUGACCUCGGAGAAGAUGUAAAGCCAUCAACGGCCAGCAUUUGGAUGCCGAAAUUCUUCACUGUGCCAACUCAGGCCGUCGUCACGACAGUCGAAAACAAACCUUCGGUUGACACUCCCCCUACCUCCAAUGAAACGGAACCCAAUGCGUCUGGUGAAGCACUGGAGAAUCUAGACGAAGUCCAAAUCGUACGGCCGUCAAGAAUCCGAACCAGAGUACCAGACCUUUCCCGAGUUAUUCCUUCGGGUCACGGUGUCAGGUAUUCAGCAAAUGAAAAGCACGAAUCCGUCGCCUACAGUAAAGAAUAUGCUAGUGAUGAAAUCGAGUGGGAAUCAGCCAGCUCGUACGAACCAGAGGCACAUGUCGAGAAACCGGAAGAGACCUCACAGUCCGAAUCUCCGUGCCACCUACCCAAAGUGUCGGGUUCUUGUGGAGCUAAACUCCUGCGAUUCCACUACGACGCCGUUAAAGGCCAGUGUAUUCACUUUUGGUAUUCAGGCUGUGGCGGGAAUCAAAACAGGUUCCAAUCCCUGAAUGAAUGCCAAAAGCACUGCAUUGAUCCCCGAAGAUGCGCGCGAUUCAUGCAUCCGGGUUUCCACUGUCGCCGCCGAGCACCGCGAAUGCUCUUCUACUUCGACUGCUGGCUCGGUCAGUGCAAAUCCUUCAAGCAUAACGGAUGUGGUGGCAAUACAAAUCAGUUUCAUUCGAUGGAUGAUUGCGUGGCUGCUUGUUCUCGGGGACAUAAACUCCGCACAACCAGCACAUCCACCUCCCAAUCGACUAAGCAACAGGUGCAGCCAGCCAACACUGCGCAGACUACAACCGCGAAUCCAAACAAUACCAUCAGCACGCCUGAAGUUUCAAAAAAAGGGUCAGCACCUUAAUACCUGGAGGAGGUGCCCGAUGAAAUUAAUUAAAUAAGAUGGUAAUGGCCGCAUAAAGCCAUCUUCAUUUGCAAAGCACAAGCUAGUUUGAUUUAAAAUUUCAAAUCCGAUGGUAUCAGUCUGUACUGGGGUGUGUGUCGACUUCCAGUUAUUUGGAGUUGCAUGCUGAUCAGCAUACCUAUCACAAUGUCAAUACGCCUGUCUUAAAAGUGUGAGUGUCUCAAUAACUCAUAAAAUAUACUACAAUUGUGAUCCA
Molecule: messenger RNA, 1174 nt
Organism: Notodromas monacha
Lineage: Eukaryota; Metazoa; Arthropoda; Ostracoda; Podocopida; Cyprididae
Source: the annotation of a GenBank genome assembly